AUGCACUUGUUAAACAUUGGUGGAAGAUUUCCUGGAAAUAAAAACACUUCCACUUUCACCACACAAAUUGCAGACAUAAUUAAUGAUGCACUUAAUAAAUGGUUCCCUCCAAAUAAUGGAGUGACCGUCAUAGCAGAGCCUGGUAGAUAUUUUGUGGCUUCAGCAUUUACACUCUCAACAAAAAUCCAUUCCAUUAAAAACCGUUCAAAUGAUGAAAGGCAUAUCAUGUAUUUCAUUAACGAUGUAGUGUAUGGUUCUUUCAAUAGUAUUCUUUAUGAUCAUACGGUUGAUUAUUCAAGUACUCGUCCAAUUUAUGAGAGUUCCAUCUGUGGUCCUACUUGUCAUGGCUUAGAUAAAGUAGUUGUUUUUGCGAACAUGCCACUGCUGGGAUUGGGUGAUUGGAUUACUUUUGAAGAUAUGGGAGCUUAUACAAUACCUGCAGCUAGCACAUUUAAUGGAUUCUCCCUUCCUAAGGUCUUUUCUAUCGCCAAACAAAGAAUUUGGUUAGUUUUAAGCAUGGGCGGAUAG
Molecule: messenger RNA, 528 nt
Organism: Myzus persicae (green peach aphid)
Lineage: Eukaryota; Metazoa; Arthropoda; Insecta; Hemiptera; Aphididae
Product: ornithine decarboxylase-like
Exons: 3
Coding region: 1-528 (175 amino acids)
Cellular component (GO): cytoplasm
Molecular function (GO): ornithine decarboxylase activity
Source: RefSeq, a predicted model, not a curated record